AUGUGCACCUAGAGGAAGUAAGCGUUUGCGAGGGGAGAGGCGGCCUUAAUCAGGAACCGAGUCCCCGAGUGGUGGUUCGGGGUAAUCGCAAGAGCCAAGGUGAAGCCCGAGGGGGCGAGAGGCGGCGGGCGGGGUCUCGUCAUGCGGCACCGGACGGAGCCGCUCACUUUUCUCUAUAGGACGCUGGCAGCGGAAGGGGGAGUCGAGUCGAGAGUUCUGCAGAAAGCGCGCGUGCAAAAGCCGAGGCUGCUCAGCACCAGCCACGGGGGCGAGAAUAUGACAGAAGAAGCCAAAAAACUGGCCGCCUGUGCUGCGGUAAACAAUCACGUGCAGACUAAUCAUGUCCUUGGAAUUGGAAGUGGAUCUACAAUUGUUCAUGCUGUACAUAAACUGGCUGAGAGAGUGAAAAAAGAGAAUCUCAACAUAGUUUGCAUACCUACAUCUUUUCAGGCACGUCAGUUGAUUCUGCAGAAUGGGUUAACCUUAAGUGACUUAGACAGACAUCCUGAGUUGAAUGUUGCUAUUGAUGGAGCUGAUGAAGUUGACUCAGACCUCAGUCUUAUCAAAGGAGGAGGAAAAAAGUCUAAAAACCUUGGAGAACAAUGGAAGAAGGGGAUUCCUAUUGAAGUCAUCCCAAUGGCCUAUGUACCAAUCACUAGGCUUCUGGCAAAAAAGUUUGGAGGUUUUACAGAGCUGAGGAUGGCUGUCAAUAAAGCUGGUCCUGUGGUGACAGACAAUGGGAAUUUUUUAUUGGACUGGAAAUUUGAUAAAGUCCAUAACUGGAAUGAAGUGAAUAUGGCAAUCAAGAUGAUACCAGGAGUGGUGGAAACAGGUCUCUUCAUCAAUAUGGCAGAGCGGGUUUACUUUGGCAUGGAAGAUGGCUCUGUCAGUGUACAGGAGAAGCCAGUCCAUUGACUCCUCUCAGCUCCUCAGAGCUACUCUGCUGUCUUACAGUUCUGUAGAAUUAUCAUCCUGACGCUAGCCUGACAACUUGCCUUAAAGCAUUCAGUCUGGAUCUCAGCAAAUGGAGUAAAAGGUCCAGGGAAUGUCAUCUUAAAAUCUUUUUUUUUUUUUCAUGUAAUUUUUUUAAAGUCAUAAUUUUGAAUGUUUCAAACUUCAUAUUUUUUAUAUAAAUAAUUUGCCAAAAAAGUUACUUUGUGCAGUAUUUUGAUACUUUGACUGCAGUGCAAUAUGAGGGGAAGAAAAUAAAUGAAAUGUGUGAUAUGUUUAAGUCCAAAAAAAACAAGAUAUAUUUAUGUGAAAGGGCUGUAUCCAGCUAAAAACCUUUUUGGUUCUAUAUUUUAUGCCUUUAAAAAUAUUUUUUAAUCACAACUUUUAAUUAGAGGAUGUCUAGAUUCUUUACAAUGCAACUAAUAUUUCAGCAGUUGACUUUUGUAACCUGAAUUGAAUUUUAAGUUCUGCUUAGAACUGACUCAUCAUAUUUUGUUUACAUGUUGCCAUGAUCAUUAAUGUGUGAAAAACAGACUAUGUGUCUGGACUGGCAAAAUGUUUUAAGUCCAAGCAAGUGCCGCUGACACUACUCAAUAGUGGCUUGAAUUUAUCUAUGAUAUCAACACUGUGUGGUCAAGCCACAUUUUCAAAUGUUUCUGAAAUAGCAUGGAAGAAGCCUUGCCACAAAGAUUGUUAGGCCACCAUGAAUAAUGUAUGGAUUAGUCAACAUUUCGAUGUGUAAGUUCAGUACUCCAUUAUUUGUUCCUAGUAGCAAAAGAUUCCAGUCUGUUUUAACAGUCAUUUAUGUAUAUGAUUUGGAGUUCAAUUCUUACUAAGAAUUGUUAAUAAUUGUAUGGUGAUGUUAAACAAGGUGCUGUAACUAAUUGCAGACAAAAAAUGGACUCUUCUUGGAUGAACUAUAAAUGUAGCAAGAAUAAGACA
Messenger RNA from Candoia aspera, 1893 nucleotides. RefSeq names its product ribose 5-phosphate isomerase A (gene RPIA). The coding region runs from base 142 to 915 and encodes 257 amino acids. Gene Ontology annotation, biological process: pentose-phosphate shunt, non-oxidative branch; D-ribose metabolic process. Gene Ontology annotation, molecular function: ribose-5-phosphate isomerase activity. The transcript is spliced from 8 exons. The record is from RefSeq and is a predicted model, not a curated record. Gene Ontology annotation, cellular component: intracellular membrane-bounded organelle. Lineage: Eukaryota; Metazoa; Chordata; Lepidosauria; Squamata; Candoiidae.